This is a messenger RNA of Papaver somniferum (opium poppy), 2385 nucleotides long. RefSeq names its product zinc finger BED domain-containing protein RICESLEEPER 1-like. The record is from RefSeq and is a predicted model, not a curated record. The coding region runs from base 1 to 2385 and encodes 794 amino acids. Gene Ontology annotation, molecular function: protein dimerization activity; DNA binding. The transcript is spliced from 11 exons. Lineage: Eukaryota; Viridiplantae; Streptophyta; Magnoliopsida; Ranunculales; Papaveraceae.
AUGGCGCAGGUUUCACCUAUUAACGCUGCCGUAAUUCUUAGAGGUUUCAUCAUCAUCGUCAACGCUGUCGCCUCCGAGUCUCUGCAGAUGCAACAUGCACCCGCAUUGUCCGGAGGGUAUAUGAUGGUUGGUCGCCAGGUAAGACAUGGGGCAAAGUUCUCUUUGCCCCGAAGUACUCCUUUUGCUGUUUUAGAGCCGGCAUUAAGAUAUCCUCCUAAUAUGUUUGCUUUUGGCGGAUCUAAGUUUGAUGUUAAAUUGGCUAAACAGAUCAUAUAUGCCUGUAGCCAAUGGAUGCAAAUGAAGUCUCCUGUAGUAGUUGUAAUUUAUGAGCUGAUGUUGUUCGGGCUUGUUCUGUUUCACACUCUUGGCGCAAAUUUGGUGAGUAUAGUUGUCGUAGGUUCUAGGAUGUCAAGUGUACAAGAACAUUACAACGAUGUUGUGAUUAGUGACGGUGCGGCGGAUGAUGAUGUUGAGAAUCUUGAGAUGCUAGAAUCUUUGAAUGACUCUGCAACUGUUGGUUGUGCAACUGCACCCGUUUCAGCUGAAAAAGAACAUAAACUUAGAUCUGAUGUGUGGGAGUAUUUUGAUCUCGUUAAAUGUCAAGAUGGAACAAAGAAGGGAGUGUGCAAGGCUUGUAGAAUUGGAUAUAAAUAUGAUAUCCAGAGAGGUGGAACUUCAUCUAUGAAAAGGCAUAAGUGCCUUAAGCGUGACUCUCAGGACAUAGGGCAGAUGAUGUUAACUGCAAAGAAUGGCCAGCUGUCUUCUCGUGUACGUACAAUUGAUCAGAUGAAACUGCGCUGUCUCUUUACCGCAUUACUCAUUGCAAGGAAUGUCCCAUUUUCUUUGGUGGAGUGGAAAGAAUUUAGGGACAUAUGUAGGAUGUGUCUAACAUCAGACAUGUGGACAUCUGUUACUACUACAGGGUACAUAAGCUUAACUGUGCACUUUCUUGAUCAAAAUUGGGAGUUGAAGAAGUAUCUUUUGAACUUUUGUGAACUUCCACCACCUCAUACAGGUGAACACCUUUCUGACAAGCUAUUUUCAAUGAUAGAUGAUUGGGGAAUUGAAGACAAAGUAUCCAACAUCACCUUGGAUAAUGCCGCAAAUAAUGGAGCUUGUGCUAGAAUUAUGCAGAGUAGACUUGUUGCAAAGAAGAUCCUUUUUAACAAGGGAAAAUACUUUCAUGUGCGUUGUUGUGCGCACAUCUUAGCUCUUAUUGUAAAAGAUGGACUUGUGAAGAUUGAUCCAGCUAUACUUAAGAUAAGAAAGUCAGUGAAGGCCCUUAAGAAGUCCCAAGUAAGAAAGCAAAAGUUCUUGGACAUUGUUAAUACUUUAGGAAUGUCUGCAAUAAGAAGAGGUAUUCGUCAAGACGUGAAAACAAGGUGGAAUUCAACUUAUCUUAUGCUAGAUAGUUGUCUUGUUUAUAAAAGUGUUUUUGCUCAUUUGAAGGAGGUGGAUCCAGACUAUAAAGACUGUCCAACUGAUGAAGAAUGGGAGCAAAUUGAAGUAGUCACGAAGUUUCUCAAGACGUUUUAUGAUCUCACUACUUUAUUUUCCGGUAGUAAGUAUCCUACUUCCAAUCUUUAUUUUGAAGGAGUUUGUCAAGUCCAAGUGUUACUAAAAAAAGAAAGCACAAAUGAAAUUGAAUAUAUUAGGGACAUGGUAAAGGAGAUGCAAAUUAAAUUUAACAGUUAUUGGGAGAACUUGAGUCCUAUUUUGGCUAUGGCACUUGUGUUAGAUCCUAGAUUGAAACUGAAGUAUCUAAACUUUGCUUACUCCAAGUUGUAUACUGAUGUAAGACAAUUAGAAAGAAAAGUUGAUGAUGUGCGUGAAGAUAUGAAAAAACUUUACAAUGAGUAUUACACAUUGUCAAAUUCAAGAGCUUAUGUCACUGGAACUCAGAAUAUGCUGUUUCAAAAUGGUGGGAAUUCUACCCUCACGGGAAGUGAAUGGCUCCAGGAAUAUGCUGCAACACAGGAAAGUGGUGGUGAUAUGCAAUCUGACUUGUCAGAGUUGGAUCUCUAUCUUUCUGAGAAAUAUGGAUGUUCUUUAGAUAAACCAUUUGAUAUCCUAAUGUAUUGGAAGGCCCAUGAACAUCGAUUUCCAGUACUUUCAAGAAUGGCGGGGGAUAUUUUGUCAAUUCAUAUUUCAACCGUCGCUUCAGAAUCUGCAUUUAGCAUUGGUGGAAGGGUAAUUGAUAGAUUCCGCAGUUCCUUAUUACCUGAAAAUGCCGAGGCGGUGAUAACUACUCGUGAUUGGAUUUAUGGAAUCGGAAAAGAAGAUUUGGAUGAGGACAAUGGAAUCAGUGGAGAAGAUGUGUUAGGAUUUGAACUUGGUGUCGUGGAGGACGGGGCAGUGGAGGAUGGGGAUAUUCUUAUUGAAUAG